AGUGCACGAAGCUUGAACGCUGUCCAGUCUGAAUCAGCUGUUACAGUCUGCAAUAAUUCUAGGUUAUUAACACUUGUUUAUAAAUUUAUUCCUUGCAAGUUACAUUCAAAACAAAGAAAAGUAAGAAAGGAAGACUGUGACAAGAAUAAAUGUGCAAAUUCAGCUCACAAACAAUUACAUAAUAGACAUCAUCUUCAUAAAUGCACUGAGGAAGCCCAGAUAUUAGAAGAUUCAACAAGUUGGAAAAUGCUGAAAGCCUUUUAACGGUUCAACUUUACUGGGCUGUCAAAGAAGAAGUUACAAACAACUGGACCUUUGUCGAAUCAUCACAAGUGAUUCAUUAUUUUGUAUCUGAACAGUCAUGAAGUAGUAAAACAGCAGCGCACUUUCUAGAACAGUUUCCGUUACAUCUUUUUAUUUUAUUUGUCGUGGUAUUACUAAUGUUGAGGAGAUUAUUACGAUCAAAUCAAUGCUGAGGACUGGAGUGUGCCGCGUAGUACUUUUAUUUUUUUCCAAUUCCGUUUCAAAACAAUGGUAGGACUUUCAAAUGAGUCUUAUUUGUUCUCGCCAUCAGCCGCUACGUCUCACCAGGACAUCCACGAAAUGUCAGCACUAACAACGAACGCUCCCACGUCGGCGGACGCCUGUCUCAGCAUAGUGCACAGUCUCAUGUGCCAUCGCCAAGGGGGCGAGAGCGAGAGUUUCGCGAAAAGGGCGAUCGAAUCGCUUGUGAAAAAGUUGAAAGAGAAACGCGACGAGCUCGACUCGUUGAUAACCGCAAUCACGACUAACGGCGCGCAUCCGAGUAAAUGUGUCACAAUUCAAAGAACUCUCGAUGGCAGACUACAAGUUGCCGGCCGUAAGGGAUUCCCCCACGUAAUUUAUGCACGUAUCUGGAGAUGGCCCGAUUUACACAAGAACGAAUUGAAACACGUCAAAUGCUGCCAGUUCGCGUUCGAUUUGAAAUGCGAUUCGGUUUGUGUCAAUCCUUAUCAUUAUGAACGCGUUGUGUCGCCAGGGAUUGACCUUUCGGGUCUCACGUUGCAAUCAGGCCCGUCUCGAUUGGUGAAAGACGAAUAUUCUGCCGGAGCUCCUCCAGUCCCAGGAAACAGCAUGGAAGUCGACGGUGAUUUGGGGGUUUCCGUGUCGCAAACGAUACAGCAUCACCCGCCGCAACAAAAUUUUAGCCUAGUUGCUCUUCAGCAACCCCCUCCCAUGACUCCCAUGCAACAGACGCCUCCCGCGGAGUCUAACAUUUACACCGGCACUAACAGAGCUGCUUUGGGCGCACCGUCCACUUCGGUACCAAAAUUGGAAAACGCUCCUCCGGAAGUUUGCUCUCAGACUAACUGGCUUCCUUCCAGAAUGCACUUGUCAAUCCGUAGCGGCUCACCCUUGUCACCCCAUUUGCAAAAUAACAAUGCGAAUAAUCCAAACGCGACAUCCACGAAUAACGGUCAGGUAACUGGACCGCAGUCGCCUGCACAGACCUACACCGGUACUCAGGGAACAUGGUCUGGGGCAAACACGUUGACAUAUACGCAAUCGAUGCAACCUCCCGAUAACCGAAACCAUCACACGUCCUACUGGACUCAUAGCAAUCAGUUAAGAAAUGAUGUUAAUGUCACGGGUGGACUUCUAUCGACCCAACCACCCCCAGAAUACUGGUGUUCGGUGGCGUACUUCGAACUGGAUACUCAAGUUGGAGAGACUUUCAAAGUCCCUUCUAGUUGUCCCAAUGUCACUAUAGACGGUUACGUGGAUCCCUCGGGAGGUAACCGAUUUUGUUUGGGCGCUCUGAGCAACGUGCACCGCACGGAGCAGAGCGAAAGGGCCCGAUUGCAUAUUGGAAAGGGCGUCCAACUCGAUCUCAGGGGCGAAGGUGACGUGUGGCUGCGUUGUCUCAGUGAUCACUCCGUUUUCGUUCAAAGUUAUUAUUUGGACAGAGAGGCAGGAAGGGCUCCGGGCGAUGCGGUACACAAAAUAUAUCCCUCUGCCUACAUCAAAGUGUUCGAUUUGAGACAAUGCCACCAUCAAAUGACAACUCAGGCGGCCACGGCUCAGGCAGCUUCGGCCGCCCAGGCGGCCGCAGUAGCCGGUCAUAUCCCCGGGCCCCAUUCCGUCGGUGGUAUCGCUCCUGCAAUCAGUUUAUCAGCCGCCACGGGCAUUGGGGUUGACGAUCUGAGGAGACUGUGCAUCUUACGUUUGAGUUUCGUGAAGGGAUGGGGACCGGAUUAUCCCCGGCAGUCGAUUAAAGAAACUCCCUGUUGGAUCGAGGUGCAUCUUCACAGAGCACUGCAGCUCUUGGACGAGGUGUUGCACACGAUGCCGAUUGAUGGACCUAGAGGACCUCUUUUAAGAGUCGAGUAAGACCCGAGUUGCGAACGGGAUCUAUCCCUUAUUUUACAUAUUUUAUAUAUCGUAGUUAUAGUCGUGUACUGUUAGUUACGCUUUCUUACGACAAUUGUUUUCUUUUUUUAUGAAGUGCUUUGUUCUUUUAUAUACAUUCAAGAUUCAUACGUAUUAUCAAAGUUUAUGUAUAUUUCUGUAACAUUAAAUAUUUUCUUUUAAA
This is a messenger RNA of Agrilus planipennis (emerald ash borer), 2572 nucleotides long. RefSeq names its product mothers against decapentaplegic homolog 4 (gene Med). Gene Ontology annotation, cellular component: heteromeric SMAD protein complex. The transcript is spliced from 3 exons. The coding region runs from base 532 to 2370 and encodes 612 amino acids. Lineage: Eukaryota; Metazoa; Arthropoda; Insecta; Coleoptera; Buprestidae. The record is from RefSeq and is a predicted model, not a curated record. Gene Ontology annotation, molecular function: DNA-binding transcription factor activity, RNA polymerase II-specific; I-SMAD binding; RNA polymerase II cis-regulatory region sequence-specific DNA binding. Gene Ontology annotation, biological process: BMP signaling pathway; regulation of transcription by RNA polymerase II; anatomical structure morphogenesis.